AUGUUAUCGCUCGCCGUGUUUUCAGUGAACCUCAAUUCAAAUGCCUUGAAAGGCCUGCCAAAUCUGCGAGUCUUGGAUUUGUCCAACAACGAGAUUGUACUCAAGGAAAGCGAUGUCGAUUUUCUGACCCACACUCCACGGUUGACUGAAUUGUAUCUGCGGCGAGCCUUCACUGCCACCAUUAACAGAACAGUACAGUUUGAUUUGAUGAUGAGGAUGUUCAAAAAGGCUAAUCUGAAACAUUUGGAGGUUCUCGAUCUGUCGUACAACUUUCUACAAACAGUUCCAUUCGAAUUGCCAUGUCCGUUUCCAUCAUUAACCUCGCUUGAUCUUCGGCAAAAUUUCCUUAAAACUCUAACUGUCAAUUCCUCAUGUCUGUCAAACGUUCGAUCUCUCGAUUUGAGCAGAAACCAAUUCUACUCCUUGACGCCAUCUUUCCGGGAGUUGGCUUCUUCAGCACCUGCAGAUACUUAUGUGCUACGGAAUCCUUUCCACUGUGAUUGUAAAUCGAACGACUACAUCACUUGGGUCAGAUCCACAGACGUUAUCCGAGAUAAACACAGUUUGGUAUGCGAUCGAGCCAGCCCUCGGAAUUAUGUCGGUGCACGUCUGGUAGAAGUUCCACUUCACAAAUUGGACUGUUCUGUGAAUCUAUUCGCAAUGAGUUCGCCACAUUAUUCCUUAUUCACGGCUCUUGUCAUUCUCUUCACAUCUUUUCUGCUUUGAAAUGUAUUCUUUUGAUCUGAUGAGUUAACAUUGGCGAAAGAGGGAGGAAAACUUCACACAAGCUUCAGGAAACAGAGUUCAGAUAAUGCGGAUUUUUUUUCUUGCGCGAAGCAGACGAAGUGAUGUGAUCAGUUGUGAUUCAGUAUAAAGUACCCAGUUUUGGGCAUACCCGUUUUCGGUGUGUACCUCUUGAGUGAAUGACUGCGAAAUUUUUUGAAUUGUAGCGCCUAUGUAAAUGGUCCGCUCAGAAUUAGCUUUUCUCGCUUUUCAGACUUUUCUAGUCCACGUCAUACCUCAUUGGGAGUGUUCAAAAUUUUUUGUUAUUGUAUUAUAUGAGCUUCUUAUGUUUCAGUAUUUACAAAGACUUGUACUUGAAUAUACGGUUUUGCAGUUCAAAAACAAAUUGAAAUUUAUGUUCAAUCUGGAAAUCAACAUUUAAAUAUGAUUCACAGUAGCGCUGUUAAAUAACACGGUUUAGUAGAUAUCACAUAAUUAUAGUGCUUCUGCGGUGACGACAACACUUGAG
Cylicocyclus nassatus is the source of this 1252-nucleotide messenger RNA. Lineage: Eukaryota; Metazoa; Nematoda; Chromadorea; Rhabditida; Strongylidae. The record is from the annotation of a GenBank genome assembly.